UCAUGUGACUCAGUCUGACUGUGCACACAGUUUGUCAGCAGUCCACCUGGUUGGAGCCUCACACUGUGAUUGUAGCUGUGUUUGGAGGCAGAAACUCGGCCCAGCUCCACAGAACCGACAGUAAAGAUGAGGCUGCUGCUGGAAACUGUGUCUCUCGUGUUACUGUGGGCCUGUCUGGACUCUGCGCACUCCCGGAGCUGCUCCACGUUCUUCUGCCGGAAAUCUCACUCCGUCAGCGGCCCAGAUGGAGUGGACCCGGGCUCCCCUCUGUUCCUCACCCCCUAUCUGGAGAAGGGCGCCAUAGAUGAAGCCAGGAAGCUGAGUCUGGUGGGAAAACUGCCCGGAGCUAAUGUCAAGAGUUACGCCGGAUACCUCACAGUCAACAAAAAAUACAACAGCAACCUCUUCUUCUGGUUCUUCCCUGCGCUCAUGGCUAACCGAGCGAACGCUCCGGUCCUGCUGUGGCUGCAGGGCGGCCCCGGAGGCACCUCCAUGUUCGGCCUGUUUGUGGAACACGGGCCUUACGUGGUGUACAAGAACCUGACGGUCGGUAUGAGGGACUACGCCUGGACAAACAGAUAUUCAGUUUUGUACAUCGACAACCCGGUUGGAACAGGUUUCAGCUUCACCGAUGAUGACAGAGGUUUCGCUCAGAACCAGGAUGACGUUGGCAGAGACUUGUACAGCGCUUUAACGCAGUUCUUCCAGAUCUUUCCUGAAUAUCAGUCCAGUGACUUCUAUGCAACUGGAGAGUCAUAUGCAGGGAAGUACGUUCCCGCCAUUUCUUACUACAUCCAUAAGAACAACCCCACUGCUAAGGUGAAAAUCAACUUUAAGGGGAUGGCUAUCGGUGAUGGACUCUGUGAUCCAGAACUGAUGCUCGGUGGCUACGGAGAGUUCCUGUAUCAAAUAGGACUCAUAGAUGAACUCCAGAAGCAGUAUGUUGACAAGCAGACGGGUUUGGGCGUUCAGCUCAUCCAGCAGCAGAAGUGGGUGGAGGCCUUUCAGGUUUUCGAUAGUUUGCUGAACGGCGACUUGGCGCCAUAUCCCUCCUUCUUCCAGAAUGCCACAGGCUGCACCAACUACUACAACUUCAUGACAUGUCGGGAGCCUGAGGACCAGGAGUACUUCGCUCCGUUUGUGACCCUGUCAGCGGUGCGACAGGCCAUCCACGUGGGCAACCUCACGUUCCACGACGGCUCGGAGGUGGAGAAGCACCUCAUGCAGGACGUCAUGAAGAGCAUCAAACCGUGGCUGGGGGUGCUGAUGGACAACUACAGGGUGUUAAUCUACAGCGGCCAGCUGGAUAUAAUUGUAGCUGCUCCUCUGACCGAGAGGUUCCUUCCCACUGUGAACUGGACCGGUGCCGCCGAGUACAAAACAGCCCCUCGGUUCCACUGGAAGGUUCAGCCCGAGGACACGGAGGUGGCGGGUUAUGUCAGACAAGUCGGGGAGUUUUACCAGGUGAUUAUUCGAGGAGGAGGACACAUUCUGCCUUACGACCAACCAGCCAGGUCCUUCGACAUGAUCGACAGGUUCUUGUCUACGCAGGGUUGGGUAUGAGAGGUACCGGCGCUGAAACACAGCCCGUCAAAGCACCUUCACUUUAAAGAACACACUGAUCAUGGACUGUUGAUUUUAAAGUCUGCUGACUGUCGGAAGCAAUGUAAAUCAGCAUGUGUUUAAAUCCAUCUUUGCAGCAGGUUUUUAUUUUAUUUUUUAUUUUUUUAAAUAUGAAGCAUUUGGAGUUUUUUUUUUUUGGUCUGCUCCCUGCUCUAUUCUUAGCCUGGAUCCAGACCCAUGAGUUGCUGCAAGAGUUUUAUAUUUGUUUUAGCGAAUAAAAUCAUAGAAGUGCCAACAAAUUCUCUGUUCAGUCCAAUUCUCAGGGCAAAGUUACGGUCAGUGAUUCUAAUUCAGAACGCUUUUUGGCAAAUUUGGCCAAAAUCUCCACACAGUCCAUUGGUUUUCUUUACGUGUGCUUGUACAUAGCCUUGGAUCUGUAAGUGGAAAAAAUGGCUCACAAACCACUAUUCCAGCGUGUACUGUGCACGUUUGUGCUUGUGCAUAGGGAAGGACGGGAGAUGCUUGAAGAGGAGGCAGUGGGAGCAGUAAAUCCGGUCCAUGUUAACCCUGUAAAUAUGGGUCAGUCCAACUCAAAUGGUCCGAUUUUUAGAACAGUUUCUGCUCGACCAUCUUUUAUUUCCCUAAAAUAACAUAAAGUAUGGAUGCUAAUAAAGACAUUUGUGGAGAUUUUAUUUUUUUAAAAUUGCCUGUCAACCCCUUUUUGGCCCUUUUUUUCCCCAGAGUUCAGUUUCUGAAAUAAUAGCAUGAUAAGAAAAUAACUGGAUGUUAAACAUAGCCUUAUAUUUCAUUGUGUGAAAAAGUGUCAGGCAACUUAAAAAAAAAAUAAAAAUCUCAGAGAAAACUUGGCAUAAAUUUAACAGAUGCCAUCUUAAAUAUUCAUAGAUUAUGAUAAAGUUUCAAGCAAGUCAGAGAUGGUUGAGCAGAAGGCUGCUGGUUAUUGGAGAUGGAAUAAACUCCAGGCUUCACCUUUUUAUUAUUUUUUUUUCAAGUUCUCUAAGAUUUGGGGAUUCAUUUCAUGUUUGUUUUUCUUGGGAUUGGUGUGAAGAAAUAUUGUAUUCUAUCUGUACAUGAUUGAAGGCGAAAUGCAAAAAAAACGGUGGUUUGAAAAAGUAUUUGACCCCCUUCUGAUUGUUUUUACUUGAUCUCAUACUAAAGUUUGUCAGAUCUUCAAACAUAAAUGAGUAAACCCCCCCCAAAAAUCUGAUAGUUUAGUAUGCAAUAGUCGAAUACUUUUUCACUGCACUGUAAAACCUUACAAGUGAAGAAAUGGCUUGAAAUAUAGACACAUAUCUACGUCAGAGUGUUUUCAUGUCAGACUGAAUUUUGCAGUCUGACAACCUUUUCUAGUAACGGUCUGUUUUAAAGAUGACAGCAGAUGUGAAAGUACUGUUUACUUAAUCAACAAGCUGUACAGCAGCGGUUACUGUGCCGCUCAAUGCUUCCCAAUUUAGUCAUUCAAUGAAUU
Messenger RNA from Stegastes partitus (bicolor damselfish), 3049 nucleotides. It is a transcript of the gene cpvl, whose product is annotated as carboxypeptidase vitellogenic like. Bases 127 to 1563 code for a protein of 478 amino acids. Gene Ontology annotation, biological process: proteolysis. The record is from RefSeq and is a predicted model, not a curated record. Gene Ontology annotation, molecular function: serine-type carboxypeptidase activity. The transcript is spliced from 13 exons. Lineage: Eukaryota; Metazoa; Chordata; Actinopteri; Pomacentridae.